AUGUCUCAUGUAAGUGAAAUGUGGUGCUAUCACUGGAAAUGGAAGCUGCAGCACUGUCUCUGCUUGUUUACCACUUAUAUUAUAUGCAUGCAGCAAGCAGCUCACGGAUGCUACGACUGUAGGAUCGUGCUAACUGACCCCUCUGGAGUUUUCACUUCUCCAUGCUUCCCCAGUGAUUAUCCCAACAGCCAAGCGUGCAAGUGGAUCAUUCGAGCACCUCAUGGAUACAUCAUACAGCUAACAUUUGUCGAUUUUGAUAUUGAAGAAGCUCCUGGCUGCAUUUAUGACUCACUGACAUUAGACAAUGGAGAAAGCCCAAUGAACCUUUGUGGCAUCACUGCCAAAGGAUUAUCCUAUAACUCUACUGGAAAUGAAAUGGUUGUGUCGUUUAAAAGCGACUUCAGUAUCCAAAAGAAAGGUUUUAAUGCCAGCUACGUACGAAUUGCUGUGUCUCUGAGGAAUCAGAAAGUCAUCAUUCCCCAGGUUCCUGACGUUGAUGCUGUGUCCGUGGCAGAGACUGUCUCAGUGCCAGACCUUAGCCAGUUUACACUGUGCUUUGAAGCAACCAAGGGCAGCAGCGAUGACAACGACGACUGGAAGGUUUUCUCCUACACCGAUGCGUUUUCGACAGAAUUCUUCAGCUUCGGGAAGACCACAAAAGGCCAUUUUCUGUCCAUCUCAGGCAUGCAGUGCAUCCUAGAGAAUGCCUUGCCCCGAAAUGCAGAGUUUUUCACAGGGACCUUUCAACAGCUCUGCGUCGUAGGGGAUAGCUUCUCGGGCAGUAUAGGUGUAUAUGCCAAAAGCACCUAUCAUAUAGUGUACUGUCCGGAGAUCUUUGGCAAAGUUAUCCCUGGAAACGGGAGGCUGGUGCUGGGCUCUAACAGCAAUGAAGUGAACUCUCUAAAUGGGGACGUUUACAACUUCCGCCUCUGGAAUUUCACCAUGAAUGCGCAAACACUGGCCAACCUCAGCUGCGAUGUGAAAGGAAACAUUGUAGACUGGGAAAAUGAAUUCUGGAGUAUUCCAACUUCAGCACUGAAAGCAGAAAACAAUUUGAGUUGUGGUUCAUACCUAAUUCCCUCUUCUACAAUUGAACCAACCAGUUGUGCAAAUCUGGGAAACCUUUGCCAAGCUACUGUAAAUGCUACUACUCCUACACCACCCACUGUCACCACUAACAUGCCUGAUACUAAUAGAAACGAUAAGCCAAACAAUGGUGGGCUAUUCUACAGGAUAUCUAUAACCGUCUCUAGUUCCAACUCAGUGUCGAAAGUACAUGAAGUGGUUGCAGAAUGGCUAAACCGUACUUUCCAGAACUGGAAUUACACUGUGUAUGUGGUCAAUAUCAGCAUCCACCCUGGCUCUGUAAAAGAGGGAGCAAGAGAAAAAAGAAGUAUUAAAAGUUUUGAGGUUUUGGCCCUUCUGGUUUAUAAUUCUACCAACAACAUCGAUUUAGAAGAGGAAGAAAUCCGACAGAAACUCAUAAGGAAUAAUGGGACCAUGGAAGGAGGAUAUAAGCUUCAUACUGUGGAUGUUAAUCCAGUAGAAAAGUGUUCAGCUGAAGAAAAUCCUCCAAACUAUUUUUGGCCAGAUACCAGACCGACUGUGACCAACUUCACAUUAUGCCAUGGGAGCUCAGUUCAGACUGCAUCAAGAACCUGCUAUUUGGGUCUGCAGAAUUAUACAUCAUACUGGGGCCAGCCUGAUCUUAGAAAUUGCACAGAAAAUGCCGCUGAUAUAGCCAAUCAGCUUCUGAAUCUCACUGGUGAAGGGCAGCAGCUAACCUCAGACAAAGUUAAUGAUGUUGUGCAGAAGCUCAAAAAAAUUGUGAACGAUGAAGAAAUUGAUGAAUCUCUGGGUUCUACCGUGGUGACAAUUUUUUCCAAUAUUCUAACCAGUUCAGACAGUGUAUUGGCAGCAUCAUCUUCAGAAGCUCUAAAAACUAUUGAUGCCUUGGCUUUAAAGAUCCAGUUCACUGGACCAUCCAUGAGUAUUUCAACACGAAACCUGGCGCUUGGAGUGUCUUCUAUAAACUCAACUUCAUUCAAAGGUGGUUCUUUUAGUGUCAGUCCACAGAAUAAUGCAUCUGAUUUCCAGAUAGAUUUUGACAAGGAUCAGACAAAUGCCUUCGCUUCUGUUGUUCUGCCACCAAGUUUACUGAAGAAUUUAAGUCAAGAUGAGUUUGAAGUUAUAUCCAGGGCUCAAUUUACUUUCUUCAACAAAAAUGGUCUUUUUCAGGAUGCAGAAAAUCCUGCCAAUUUGACCAGUUUUGUGGUGGCAUGCAGUAUUGGAAACAUAACCAUUCAGGAUCUUCAGGAUUAUGUGAAGGUUACAAUUAAGCAUACUAAAAUUCAGGAAGAUCCUAAGCCUACCUGUGUCUUCUGGGAUAUGAACAAAAACGAUGGCAAUGGUGGCUGGAACCCUGCGGGCUGCCAAGUGGAUGCAGAGUCCAAUGAAAAUGAGACAGUUUGCUUAUGCAACCACCUCACGCACUUUGGGGUCCUAAUGGACCUUCAGAGAACCGUUACACAAAUAGACCCACAGAAUACCAAGGUCCUCACCUUUAUCACUUACAUAGGCUGUGGAAUAUCUGCUAUAUUUUCAGCUGCAACUCUUCUGACAUAUAUUGCAUUUGAGAAGUUGCGAAGAGAUUAUCCAUCCAAAAUCCUGAUGAAUUUGAGCACAGCCCUGCUCUUUCUUAACCUGAUCUUCUUGCUUGAUGGUUGGAUUGCAUCAUUUGACAUAGAUGGCCUCUGCAUAGCUGUAGCUGCACUUUUGCACUUUUUUCUUCUGGCCACCUUUACGUGGAUGGGACUAGAAGCUGUUCAUAUGUACAUCGCUCUAGUGAAAGUAUUCAACACCUAUAUACGGCGAUAUAUACUGAAGUUUUGCAUCAUUGGCUGGGGUUUUCCAGCUCUGGUGAUAGCAAUUGUUUUAGCAAGUGCUAAUACAAAUGCAAGUCAUGUUUAUGGCAAAGAGUUAUAUGGCAAAGACGCUAAUGGGCAAGGAGGAGAUGACUUCUGCUGGAUCAAGAAUGAAGUUGUGUUUUAUGUGACUUGUGCCGGCUACUUUGGAAUCAUGUUUCUGAUGAAUGUUGCCAUGUUUAUUGUGGUGAUGGUGCAGAUCUGUGGGAGGAAUGGGAAAAGAACUAAUCGGAGCCUGAAGGAAGAGAUCCUGAGGAACCUCCGUAGUGUGGUCAGCCUGACCUUCCUCCUGGGCAUGACGUGGGGCUUUGCCUUUUUUGCCUGGGGUCCCUUAACUCUUCCUUUCCUGUACCUCUUCUCAAUUUUCAAUUCAUUGCAAGGUUUAUUUAUAUUUGUAUUCCAUUGUGCCAUGAAAGAAAAUGUGCAGAAACAAUGGAGGAGACAUCUCUGUUGUGGCAGAUUCCGACUGGCAGACAAUUCAGAUUGGAGCAAAACAGCAACCAAUAUUAUAAAGAAGAGUUCUGAUAAUCUUGGGAAAUCCUUAUCCUCUAGUUCCAUUGGCUCCAAUUCAACCUACUUAACAUCCAAAUCAAAAUCUACAACAACAACAUAUUGCAAACGGAACAGCCAUACAGAGAAUGUUUUUCUUGACAAGCCGUCUUCAAAAUUUGCUCAAGAGGAUGGAGAACAGACAUCAAUCAUCCCUGUCCACCAGGUUAUUGACAAGGUCAAGGGAUACUGCAAUCCGCACUCCGACAACUUCUAUAAAAAUAUCAUCAUGUCCGACACAUUUAGUCACAGCACAAAGUUCUAACUGGGCUUCUGAAUUUUUUGAACCAAAGGAAGACAAAA
Messenger RNA from Charadrius vociferus (killdeer), 3776 nucleotides. It is a transcript of the gene ADGRG6, whose product is annotated as G protein-coupled receptor 126. Bases 1 to 3738 code for a protein of 1245 amino acids. The record is from RefSeq and is a predicted model, not a curated record. The transcript has 24 exons. Gene Ontology annotation, molecular function: G protein-coupled receptor activity; laminin binding. Gene Ontology annotation, biological process: myelination in peripheral nervous system; cell surface receptor signaling pathway; heart trabecula formation. Lineage: Eukaryota; Metazoa; Chordata; Aves; Charadriiformes; Charadriidae. Gene Ontology annotation, cellular component: membrane.